This is a messenger RNA of Vigna unguiculata (cowpea), 1249 nucleotides long. RefSeq names its product proteasome subunit beta type-7-B. The record is from RefSeq and is a predicted model, not a curated record. Gene Ontology annotation, molecular function: threonine-type endopeptidase activity. Lineage: Eukaryota; Viridiplantae; Streptophyta; Magnoliopsida; Fabales; Fabaceae. Gene Ontology annotation, cellular component: proteasome core complex; cytoplasm.
UUAAAUCUGACGGUGCAGGUGAAAAGGGAGCAUGAUGGACCCAAACUAAGAACUGCCUUGGUAGAUACUGCACUUUGCAUAAAUUUCCAUACGGCGGAAGAAGAGGUUCUUCUGAUAAUCACCGUUCAUUUGAAAAACCUGCGCAGUUCCUUACUGGUCGAUUCGCAUUUCGAACAUGUCUCCGUCGUUGGAUCUUCCUCCCAAGGGUGGCUUCAGUUUUGAUCUAUGCCGAAGAAAUGCAAUGCUCGAAAGCAAGGGUCUCAAGGCCCCAACCUUCUUGAAAACUGGGACCACUAUUGUCGGUUUAGUUUUUCAGGAUGGAGUCAUUCUUGGAGCUGAUACUAGAGCAACUGAGGGACCUAUAGUUGCUGAUAAAAACUGUGAGAAAAUUCAUUAUAUGGCACCCAACAUAUAUUGCUGUGGAGCAGGCACAGCUGCUGAUACAGAGGCCGUAACAGACAUGGUUAGCUCACAGCUGCAACUACAUCGUUAUCACACUGGUCGAGAAUCACGAGUUGUUACAGCUCUGACUCUUCUUAAAAAACACCUAUUCAAUUAUCAAGGUCAUGUCUCCGCUGCUCUAGUGCUUGGUGGGGUUGAUAUCACUGGACCUCAUUUGCAUACAAUUUAUCCUCAUGGGUCUACUGACACCCUUCCAUUUGCAACAAUGGGAUCAGGUUCACUUGCUGCAAUGUCUGUAUUUGAAUCCAAGUACAAGGAAAAUUUGAGUAGGGAUGAAGGCAUACAGAUAGUUGUUGAGGCAAUAUGUGCUGGUAUUUUUAAUGACUUGGGAAGUGGAAGUAACGUUGAUGUUUGUGUGAUAACUAAGGGAAACAAGGACUAUCUCAGGAACCACCUUCUACCAAAUCCACGCACCUAUGUCAAUCCAAAAGGCUUUGAGUUCCCCAAAAAGACAGAGGUCCUCUUAACAAAAAUUACCCCGUUGAAGGAGAAGGUUGAAGUGAUUGAAGGGGAUGCUAUGGAAGAGUAACGAUCUUCCCAAAAAAAUAGUUGGUGUUUGAGUAUGAAAACUUAGUCAAUGGCUGUGAUAUUUAAUUGUUGUACUGUCAGAACUUUGGCUUUUAUUACCAAUUUUUUUUUGAAUUUAAUUAGAUUGUUGCAAGUUAUUUGGUCAAAUCUCAAGUUAGUUGGAUUGUCGCGAGAAAAUGCUCAUUAACAAAACUCCAAAUAGAAGCAAAUAAGCACCGAAUAGCUCUAUACAAUUUGAAUGAUGAAAAAUGUUUUUUUU